AUGAUACUAAAUGUUGAUAAUUUUACAGAAAUAAUUGAUUGGGACGAUUUUAAGACAGAUUAAAGCAGUUAUUCUGAUGGAAAGUAUAAUUUUCUAAUAACUAGUGAAUACGUUAUUGAUAAUUACUGCAGUCUAAUAGAGAGAAAUUGCCCAUAAAACUAAACUUAGUGUUAGGCAGAAUUAGAUAAUUAUCUUAGUGUUGAUCUUGGGUCUGAUUAAUCAAAUUUAAUAUAUGAAUCAAGUUAAUACUCUGCAUGGUCAUCUGCUUAGUAAUUUAAAUGGGAAUAAUUAACUGAUGAAUAAAAGAAGAAAAUAAUUCUUGUUAAUUUUAGUGCCUCAAUUAGCAAAUCUUUUUUAGCUAAUUUAUUCUUGGUAGAAAUAGAGGUAUUUGCUUUUUAUAUUGCAUUCGAGACAGAUGGAAUAUUUUUAUAAAAUGAGUUUAACAUGAGAUUGAAUCAAAUAGAUUUAAUAAAUAAUUCAGAUUUUGGCGGCCCAUUUAAUUGUACAAAAAACGACUAAGGUGAGUAUAGCUCCUAUAAGUACUCUGAUCCUUCCUAAUUUAAUGGGUUUUAGUAUAUGGAUUAAGAUGGAGAAAGUUGUGGCGGUUAAUGUUCUUGUGAAUAUUUUAAUGUGAAAAGACUUUUUCCUAUUGAUUGGAGGUGUCGACCAUGGUUUCGGUCAUCCUUUAAAGAAUAUGAAAUAACUUUUUCUGAACCCUACUCUGACUUAAGUACUAAUGCUUCAGAUACAACAAUUACUUAUAAAAUUACUGAUAAUAUAAAUGAGAUGAAUAUAACUCAGGAGAAAGAGAUGGCACCUAUUGCAGUCCAGUCUAUUGAUUUAGAUCUUAAAUAAAUAAAAUAAAGGUUAUCAUCAAACAAUAAUUUUGAAUUGGAAUACUCUUACAUAGUUUCACCUAAAACAUUUGAUUAUGAUGAUAACUAAGGUUAUUAUUAGUUAUUAGCAAUGAUUCAUCCUCUUAAUAAUGGUACUGUUUAAAAUAUAAUUGAUAUUGAAUUCUAAAAUUCUACAAAUAAAUAAGAAGAGAUAAAUUAAUAUUUAAAGUAAGUUGACUUCAUGCUUAAUACAAAAAUAAGAGAGUCUGGAUGCAAUCUAAUUGCUUAGAAUUAAGACAUGUUUGAAAUAAUAAUUAGAAAUGGGUAAGAGUAUUUAACUUACUUCUCUACUCUCAAAGUAUGUUAUGGGAAUUUAUAUACAUAAGAAAAUUUAAUUGUUGGAUAUCUAGCAAAAGCUAUUUCUACUGAAGUCAUAUAAACCUAAGCAAAUAUAGUUACUCAAGCAUUUAAACCAAUGCAAAAUGCUAUAAUAAUUGCAUAUAUAAUAUGUUUAAUAUUCAGUGCUAUAUUAUUAAGCUUGCUUCUAGGAUUAUUACUCUAAUACAAUUUUGAUAAUCCUAUAAAUAUACUAAUUUCACUUCUGAAUAAAGCUAAACCUAAUGAAAUAAAUUAAUUUUCAGAGAUGAUAAGCUUAGGGAAAAUCAAGACAUAAUAAGAACUAAAAAAUUUAAUAUUUGCUAUAAAUUCAGUUAUUACUUUUGUUGAUUGCUAAAUCUUAUCUUUGUUAAGAGAUUAAAAAUAGAUAUAAGACGAUGAUCUCAUUUAAAUUUAUCUUAAAGCACUUUAAAAUUUUGAAAUUUUAGAAAACAUUACUGGGAUUGGAAUUUGUUAAAAUAAUAUUUCGAACAUAUAUCGUGCAUAAAAAAAUUAAUAAAUGAGUAUUGAAUUCAUGCAAAAAGCAAAUUUAAAUAUGGACUAGUAAAUUGAUGAAUAAGAAUGGCUUUUUGAUAUAAGAGAUGCUAAAUAAAUGUAAAAAUCUAAUAAUCUACUAUAAAUAAUUUUCAUCUUUUAAAGAACACCCACUUUAUGA
Molecule: messenger RNA, 1887 nt
Organism: Tetrahymena thermophila SB210
Lineage: Eukaryota; Ciliophora; Oligohymenophorea; Hymenostomatida; Tetrahymenidae
Product: transmembrane protein, putative
Exons: 9
Molecular function (GO): protein binding
Source: RefSeq, a predicted model, not a curated record